ACAGGAGGUGUUCUUAGUUUAACAGUGAGCAGCAAGAGCUGAUUGGCAGAGAAAACAAAUGGAUUUAUUGUUUCAUCCAGUUAACAUAUUUGCUGUUUACUCUCUCUUCUUUAUUUCUCUGCAGGAGGUUGUUGUUACCUUUUCUAAGACCCCAGAAAAGUGAUAGAACAGAACAAGUAAAGAUUGAAACUGCAGGACAGACUCCUAAACACAGCAGGGCAUUUCCCAUGGCUGUGUAACCACUGUAUUACUGAGCACACGAGAUAAACAGCCUGCAAAUUAAUAACUCACCAGCUCAGUUUUGUUCUUUCCAUUUGGAUAAUUCUCUUAACCAGAAGAUUGGCAAACAGCAUAACCAUGGAUCUCCCAAAUAUAACAAGUCCAGUUUACAAACCGACUUCUGCCCCUGAGAGUGGAGCUGUGAAUACUUACAAUGAUUUAGUGCACUCGUAUCUCAAUCUUGUGCAGCCAAAUCCUUUCCCUCCUGGUUUUCUCUCUCAACUAAUUACUCAGAAUUUUACUCACUUUGAAUACAAGGAGGUCCUUGUCUAUGAAGUUGGAUAUCUGGUGGCUAUAGCCAUAGGAAUCCUGUUUAUUAUACUCAUGCCAAUAGUGGGCUUCUUCUUUUCAUGUUGUCGUUGCUGUGGAAACUGCGGUGGAAAAAUGCAUCAAAAGCAAACCAAGCAAAUCAACUACAAGAGAAGAUUUCUAUACAUCUUUCUGUUCCUUAUUACACUGAUUAUCCUGGCGGGAGACAUAUGUGCAUUUUUAAGCAACAAUAGAAUUAGUACAGCUGUAAAUGAGAGCUUUGAUUCCCUUAACAACACUUUGGACAACUUGAAAACUUAUAUAAAUUCAGUUCCAAAGGAAGUUGACAUUAUUAUAAAUGCAAGCGACACUCCAAUUCUUAAAGCCAAUUCGAGCAUCAUUGGUAUUGGUACAAUUCUUGGCGGAAUGAUACUUGCCCAGAUUGGCAAAACCGCAAAUGCAACACUGGAUUCUGUAGUCGACAUCACUAAAGCACUCAAUUCUACUGCAAUGUACAUGACUGCAGUGAAUAAUUCAUUUAAUUCCUUGCAAGACCAGCAACAGAUCUUACAUCAGAAUCUCAGUGAUGUAAAAAAGGAAAUAAGUCAAACACUCAACUCAUGUGGGUCUGCCUGUGACCCAAAGCCAAACGUGGACGACCUGGCAAUGGACGCCAACUUUAGUACAAUACCAGACUUCACUGACCAGAUGAAACUUAUAAAUAAUUUUUUGAACUCUGGUAUUGAUUCUACUAUACAAAAGGCUUACAAAUCAUUAAAUGAUAUACCUGAGACUGUUACUAACCAGACAAGAGAUACAGUGACAAAGGUGCAAAAACAACUGGGCGACAUAAAAGACAAAAUACAGAAUAUCCGGAGCAAGAUACCUAUUGUGGAUUCUAUAAAUAACGUGAAUAAUCAGCUUGAUGAAGUAUUAUCAAGUAUCACUAAGUACAAGAGUGAGAUUACAAAUGGUGAUAAGUACAGGUGGAUUGCUGGAAUAUGUCUUUCCUGUCUAGUACUUCUAGUGGUUGUGUGUAACUUUUUUGGUUUGCUUCUUGGCCCAUGUGGUCACAACCCAAAAGUUGACCCUACAGAACGUGGCUGUGCUUCUAAUUCUGGAGGAAACUUUUUUAUGGCUGGCACUGGAUUCAGCUUUAUUUACUCUUGGUUGCUGAUGGUAGUGGUGACGGUACUGUUUAUCAUUGGUGGAAAUUCCUAUACUUUGAUCUGCAAACCAUGGAGCAACCAGCAACUCUUCACGUAUCUUGAUACUCCAAACCUUAUUCCACAAUUGAAUCUCUCCAAAUAUCUUAAUGGCACCAAUGCAACCAUAUCUUCGCUGUACAGAGAUUGCCAUAAUAAUUAUUCACUGUGGAGCACUCUAGAUUUAAAUAGGCUUUUCAAUUUAGAUGCGGAGCUGGAUAUCAGUAAGUACACAGGUGAAGUUAACAAAACUUUAAAUGACACUGAAAUCAACAUAAAUAAUAUCACGUUUAUAGACAAUAAUCAGAAGCAGCUGGCAAAAAACGUGUCUGAAUCUGGAAUAGACAAUCAUAAUUUCUCUGAUAUAAAUCAACAGACAUCCAAAAACAUUACAAAGACGGACCUCAUAGGUUUUGCAAAACAGUUGGAGGAUUUAGCAAAUAAAACAUCAAACGCAACUGUGUCUAAAGAACUGAGGGACGAGGCCAAUACUCUUAAGCAGAUCCAAUCUUCAAUUAACACCAAUCUAGUAACAGAAAUUCAUACACUUAACAAGAGUAUCAACAAUUUGGAGGCAUUAUCAAAAACAAUACCUGGCAUGUUGAACACUACCCUGGAAAAAGUUGCAAAUACACAGAUAUUUUUGGAUACCAAGGCAUCUGAAAUAGUGAAAAAUGAGAGUUCGGUAUAUCUGAAUAUUUUACUGGGAUACUUCCAGACAUAUGUUACCUAUGCAAAAAACAUGUUGACCAAGAAUGUUGCCCGCUGUGGGCCUGUUGCUAAAGCGAUCGACUCUGCACAUGUCAUCCUGUGUGUUAAUAUUGUAGAUUCAUUGAAUGCAUUUUGGUUUAGCCUUGGCUGGUGUACCAUUUUCUUCAUUCCCAGCAUCAUUGCUUCAGUGAAGCUGGCUAAGUAUUACAGAAGAAUGAAAAGCUCAGAUGUGUUUGAGGACAAUGGCGUUCAGCUUGAAAUGACCACAGCUUCUCAACAGUUUUUAAUACCUCGAGUAACCACAAAAUCUUGAUGAACGAGAAGACAUUCGUGACUCAGACUUCAUGCACUCCAUAAAAAAUGAAGACAUUUCAAUAUGCUCAGGGAUUAACAGAGAUGACUACUAUUUUCAUUUGGCAUAUUUAUUCCAAAAAAUAUCAUUUAUUUAUUUGUCAGUUGUUUUUCCUUUGAUGGAAACUAUUGUAAAAUAUUCUAAGGAAAAUUUGAAAAAAAUGUGGUUAUAUUUUUUUCUUUGGUGAAGGGAAAUGUCAUGUAUACUGUGUCGACGUGUAUAGAGUAUAUUGAAAACUAGCUGCUAAACACUCGACUAAACCACAAAAUGUGUCCUACAAUUUAACAGGAACACUGGAGUAAGGUUGGAUGAGACCUGUAAAUACUGUUUAUUUUUAUACUGAGUUUAAAAAAAACAAUAUUUUGCCAUAAAAUAACUUUUUUUUUUUAAAUCUAAUAUUUUGCUUAUUUACUUUAUGUCCCCUAUAAUUUUGUAAAUGGCAUUUUUACCAGGACUAAUAAUUUACUGUAAAAUUGUAGCUUCUAGCUAAAACAAGGUGACUGUUUGUUUUCUCAAAAUAAUUCAUUUAAAUAUUUUGACACCAUUUGUUCAUACACUUGUGAUGUGAGAUGGCCUUUAAUAUUGCAGUGCUAACUCAACACCCCCUACAAAUAAAAUAUUUGUCAGGUAAGCAAGCAAAGUUAGGUUUUACUAAAGUGCAUUAUUCCUUUCAACAAUGGUGAUACUGAUAUAUAUAUAUAACAUUUGUUUUACAUUUUUGUUUUGUUAUAUCCAGUUUCAGGAAAUAACUGAAUGCUAUAUAUAUAUAUAUAUAUAUAUAUAUAUAUAUAUAUAUAUAUAUAUGUGUAUGUAUUGCUUAUAUAUAAUAUAUAUAUAUAUAUAUAUAUAUAAUAUUGUAGAGAGAGAGAGGAGUACAUUCAUUUAUUAGUUAACAAAUCCUUAACAUUUCAGUUUCCAUUACUUUUUUUUUUACUGUACAUUUUGUAGCCUAGUAGGAAGGGUUACGUUAAUAUAGUUAACCAAAGAUUAUAAACCCAAUUUUGGUUUAGUACAAUAUGUUUUUUUGUAAACUUUGCUUGCUAGAGCAGUUUGUUUUCCAUAGUCUGUGGAGUAAUGGAAUUCCUCCAAUAUAAUGAAGCUUUGGGCAUUUUUCUAUGAGAUGAAUUGUUGUAUGUUGUAUAAUUAUAUUAAGUUUUGCAGGCCCGUGAUUGCCUUUCAUGUGAUUUUUAUAAUAUGAUCAUUUAUCUCCUUUAAAGUUAAAAUGUUUUUUGUAUUUUUUGAGUCAAUAGGAAGUUUGUAUUAUUUUAUAUAUUUAGUUUAAAAAAAAUAAACUCUAAAACAGACAGAUGUCUGUAGCAUAGUGCUCUGAAAAUUCAACUGUUUCUAAAGCAAAUUUGCACUUUUUGAAUAUUAAACUAUUUGUUUUGAGGAUAUUGUUUGAAAUGUAUUAAAGUUACUGUGAUAAAUACAUUUAAUACAUUACUACUUUAAAAA
Messenger RNA from Bombina bombina (fire-bellied toad), 4251 nucleotides. RefSeq names its product prominin-1-A. The transcript is spliced from 24 exons. The record is from RefSeq and is a predicted model, not a curated record. Bases 358 to 2757 code for a protein of 799 amino acids. Gene Ontology annotation, molecular function: cholesterol binding. Gene Ontology annotation, cellular component: cell surface; prominosome; apical plasma membrane. Lineage: Eukaryota; Metazoa; Chordata; Amphibia; Anura; Bombinatoridae.